AUGGUGAAGCUGCGCGCUUUUGGCUGUGACCUUAUCAGUUGGGUCUUUUCCUUCGAAGCCUGCGCGCUCGCGUUAGACGUUGCUGAUAAGUGCAUCUUGGGGCCCGUCGACCCUACUGAAAUGUACACAGCUCUACUGGCACCAGCCUUUUCGAUUUCGGCCCUAUUUUUUACCCUAGCCCAGAUCUUAACGUCAAUGUGA
This is a messenger RNA of Plasmopara halstedii, 201 nucleotides long. RefSeq lists its product as uncharacterized. Bases 1 to 201 code for a protein of 66 amino acids. The record is from RefSeq and is a predicted model, not a curated record. The transcript is spliced from 2 exons. NCBI's taxonomy places the organism in Eukaryota, Oomycota, Peronosporomycetes, Peronosporales, Peronosporaceae.